Culex pipiens pallens (northern house mosquito) is the source of this 3381-nucleotide messenger RNA. RefSeq names its product galactosylgalactosylxylosylprotein 3-beta-glucuronosyltransferase P. NCBI's taxonomy places the organism in Eukaryota, Metazoa, Arthropoda, Insecta, Diptera, Culicidae. Bases 1137 to 2315 code for a protein of 392 amino acids. Gene Ontology annotation, biological process: carbohydrate metabolic process; chondroitin sulfate proteoglycan biosynthetic process. Gene Ontology annotation, cellular component: Golgi membrane. The transcript is spliced from 6 exons. Gene Ontology annotation, molecular function: galactosylgalactosylxylosylprotein 3-beta-glucuronosyltransferase activity. The record is from RefSeq and is a predicted model, not a curated record.
GCCGAUGCGUUCAGUUGGGUCGCAGCUUUGAACGUAUCCGGACACACGUCGAGUCCCUCUUGUAGUGUAGUGUCUUCGUCCUACUUCCGGCCAGAACAGGCUGGCCUGCAAAGCGGGGGUGGAGAGGGUCAAGUGUUUUCAAAACAGUGCCGAGCGUUGAGAUUGAGUGAAGUUUUAGGUUUUUUUUGCGGAAACACAAACAGGCUAAAAUUAAGUUUAUCGAUUCCGCUGGUUUGUGUUAUGGUUUUGUACUCCGGACAGGAAGCUUGACCACUUUUGCUUGGUAGUGAUUGUUUUAGUGGCCACUCCAGGGAAUUGAAUUUGGCACAUCCGGGAAGGCUAAAAAUAGUGAGAUUGUUGUAGUCUGCAGUCUGAAAAGCUCACAGGAAAAGUCUAGUUCGGGAAAAUCGUAUUAACUCACCGUGCUGGCUCCGUGUACAUCCCUGAGAGUGUCUGAGUGAUUUUCCCUUCUCGGUUCACCGUCGGUGUCGUCCUGGUGUUUGAUGGUGUGUGUGCGUGGUGCACCUUCACGGCGGCAGGUCCUGGCCGUCACCGACUGACUUGUCUGUCUGUCCAUUGCGUGUCUGCACGAGGAAAGUGGAGGUGUGUCGGUGGUGUUGUGUACAUCCUUACAAUCCGUCAAGGUCCGCUUGUUCAGCACGACCAGCGGCCAAUGUGACCGGAUAUUGAGCAGAUCUCCUGCUAUACCGCAUAAUUUUAUUAAUUGAAGGAUUCUGGGUCGUCUUGCGACCUGAAACUGACCCGUAGCUUGGCAUUUCCGGGACUGCCGGAGAUACGGAGCUCUAAACUCAAUUUAUCGAGCAUCCUACAGUCAGUGAAACGACACCGGAAGACCGUUAUCAGAGGGACGACGGGUAGUCUCCAGAAACGCGACAGAAAAGCGCUCUGAACGAACGGUUGACGGGGUGUUCAGAAUAAGUGCGAGAAACGGAGCGGACGAGUUAUACUGGAAGAGAAGAGAUCUGGAGAUGAAUUGAGCUGUCAAGUCAAAGACAUACCUGCAGUAGCGCCACUAUCAUGAGUCAGUCCAGGCGGAACUGAACGAUUCCAGCGCAACUCCCGGGAAACCCACCCUCCGCCCCAACACGGCUCCGAUCCUGCACCACGUGGCCAGGAUGAUCAAGUCCUACAAGCUGUACCUGACGCUGCUGAUCAGUUCGGUGUUUAUAAUCCUGUGCCAGAACCAGCUGUCGAUAGCGAACUUUGUGAGCAGCAGCUCGUCGGCUGCGCUGGCCGGCGGAAAUGGGCCCGGCGGGACGGACCAGAUCGGGGGUGCCCAGGCGCUGGUCGAUUUGCGGGACGAUCCGGACGGAGCGCUCGUGGACAAGAUUCGAUCGCGCAGUUUGACGUUCAACGAGGUGGGCCCGGCAGUGGGUGCACGGUCUACGGACCGGAGUACCACGACGCUGGGAUCGAGCAGCAGCAGCAGUAGUGCGGCAACAAGCACCUCGACGACUACGGCGGCACCGGCGACGGAGGCCGUCCAGAAGGGGCAAACUACCAGCAGUGAUGGGAAGAUCCCGGCGCGGUUCCCCGCGGACACCAAACAGCUGCCCCCGCUGUACAUUAUCACGCCGACGUACCGGCGGCCCGAACAGCUGGCGGAAAUCACCCGGCUCGGGUACACCCUCAAGCACGUGCCGAACCUGUUCUGGCUGAUUGUGGAGGACGCCGAAAGCCGGACCGAGUCCGUGACGCGACUGCUGCGCCAGAUCGAUGUGCCAUUUGUGCAUCUUACAGCUCCGAUGCCGGCCAAAUACCGCAAGCUCAAGGUGAAGCCACGUGGCGUGUCCAACCGGAACCGGGGUCUUCAGUGGAUCCGCGCGAACGCCACCGAAGGUGUGCUGUACUUUGCGGACGACGACAACACGUACAAUUUGCAGAUAUUUGAGCAGAUGCGCCACAUUCGCAAGGUCGGCAUGUGGCCCGUCGGGCUCAUCUCCAAGUACGGCGUCAGCAGUCCGAUCGUGGCCAACGGAACCAUCAGCGGGUUCUACGACGGGUGGAUCGGCGGCCGCAAGUACCCGAUCGACAUGGCCGGGUUUGCGGUGAGUGUGAAAUUCCUGCUAUCUCGGCCAAAGGCGGAGAUGCCCUUCAAGGCGGGCUACGAAGAGGACGGCUUUCUGCGGAGUCUUGACCCGCUGGACAUGAAGGAGAUUGACCUGCUGGCGUCCAACUGCACCGAGAUUCUCACGUGGCACACGCAGUCCAAGAAAAACCCGGCGGCACUUCCGCUGAACCUGACCAAGUACGGCGCGACAAACUUGGUGAAGCUGACGAAGAUUCUUGUUUGAAGCAGGACGAACAAACAAAAGUGAACGCAAUUGUGAACAAAAUGAUGCCAUAACGAAAACAAGAGAAACAGAAAGUUUACCCAGUGAAAAUGAAGAUUAAGACAAAGAUACUUUAUCCGAUAGGUGCUAUUUUUUGAAUUUUGAUCGUAACGGUAGUUUGACGAAUUUCUUUUCUUUCGACACUCAAAACUAACUACUUUCGAAACGUAGACUAGGUACAUGCUGAUUUCAAGAGCAGAGGAAACAUUAGGGGUACUUAACGAAGAUGAAGUUGGCUGAUUGGUGAGGAAUUGCCUAGCAGUUUAAGGUUGGUUUCAAUGUCGGACGCGCGCCCUCUGCACAAGAACAUAAAUUCGAAGUGACAAGUUGUACUGUAUUAUACAAAAACUUUAGAUAGGAUAUAAGUAAAAUUACGACCUUUAUUCAGUCCUUUUUCUUCCAAAAAAUAGCAAAAAUAUUCAAGCAAAUUGAAAGUGCAGUUCCAUUGUUGUAAAUAUUUCCUAUGUUCCUUAAGGUUCGUUUUUAAGUGUAAUGUCACUAUUCUUGAAAGUUUCUUUCAGCAAGCGUUGGUCUUGAAAACUCAAACAUAAUAUUAUCUAGAUAGUUUUAGCUACUCAAAUUUUUAAAUCGUUGCAAUCGAACAAAAAGUGUAAAUAUACAAAAGAAAAAAUCAAACAAAACUACUUUCAUAUCCAAUACAACAAAAUCUUUUUCAUCGUAGUCUAGCUAUUCCAAAGGAAGAACAAACAGAUCGUUACAAGUUACUGAACAACUUGCAAAAGAAAACUAUUGAUCUGCUGAAAUAUCACGAACGGUUGUCGAAUUGUGCAAUCUCUCUAGCUAAAAUAAACGAAGCUCAUCGAUCAAUCCGUUAAGGUCCGGUUAGAGGGAGGCGCUAAAGAAUCAGAAGACGAAAAAAAAACGACGAGCUUUUUCCAAGUAAAACUUUACCAGUUGUUCUUUCCCAGUACUGUCGCCUUCUAAAGACUAAACAUACAUUACAUAGGUCUGCGUCGAGCAAACCAGCAAAAAAUAACCAAAUAAGAUUUGAGUUUGAUUGUGAGCA